Messenger RNA from Moneuplotes crassus, 999 nucleotides. NCBI's taxonomy places the organism in Eukaryota, Ciliophora, Spirotrichea, Euplotida, Euplotidae. The record is from the annotation of a GenBank genome assembly.
UAAUUUUCGCUUCGGAUUGAUAAAAAUGGAAGUAUUUGGUAAACAGAAGCUGUCCCUCCAGAUGGUGCCACAGAAAUUACAGACGCCCAAAUUUCGGACAAAUUCUGAAAGUUGAAGGAAUGGGGACAAAUAUAAAUUGUUCUCAGGCUCUAAGCGAGGUAGUGCAAGCUAUAUUAAGAGGGACAAACCUGAGAAUGCGUAUCAGGCUAAGGAAGUCCUUAAUCACGUCCAGUUCAUCUUCCCUAACGCAUCUGCUAGUUUUAAGAAAAAAAUGUGUAAGAAGUACCUAAUUCAGAACAAUUUCAACCAGAAGAGAGUCUUAAUGACCGGUCCUGUGAAAGUUGAUAGUUCUCCUUAUAAAAUAUCAAACAAGAUCAGGAAUCUUACUGAGGAUGAGCUGAGUCAGGAGAGGCAGGCCCAGGAGGUCAAGCUCAAGCAUGCCCACAACGUGCUACUGAAGAAACGUAUAAAUAACGAGCAUUUUAAGAUUAACAAGCAUAUGUCACCUAAAUAAAAUGUUUAAUAUCUCCCCGGACGAUUUUGUCUUCGAGGAUCGAUCUCAGAAGAAACGUGAUGAAAUACGUGCGAAGUUCUUAAAAUAAAUACCAACAGAUGAAGGCAAAGACUAAGCUACGUAAGAAGGCUAAGAAGGUUAUCAAGCAAUUGCCCGCACUGAAGGAGGAUUUUCCUGAGAUCAGUAAUUACACUGCUUAUACGAAUGGGAAGUUUAACAGCUUUGCAUUUGACUCACCCCGGAAAUUAGGUAAUAAAGUGAACGCCUCCACUAGUUUUCAAGGCGAUGUGAGCACUCAGAAGGAACAAGAGAGUGUAAUGAUUUUUAAGGACAAAGAUUUGAUGCGGAUUGACUUAAGUCCAAGGUGAAUAAUGCCUUACUAUAGCCCAGGAGGCAAGAUGGAUGGGAUUAAUGUGGUGAGAAGAGAGGAGCAAGAUUUGUAAUCAAAGAAGAGGUUUUAAGAUUUUUAUAAGUAAAGAGGUUUA